This is a messenger RNA of Passer domesticus (house sparrow), 1126 nucleotides long. RefSeq names its product ribosomal protein S24 (gene RPS24). Gene Ontology annotation, biological process: translation. Gene Ontology annotation, molecular function: structural constituent of ribosome. NCBI's taxonomy places the organism in Eukaryota, Metazoa, Chordata, Aves, Passeriformes, Passeridae. The coding region runs from base 91 to 522 and encodes 143 amino acids. Gene Ontology annotation, cellular component: ribosome. The record is from RefSeq and is a predicted model, not a curated record. The transcript has 5 exons.
CUGCCGGAAGGGCCCCGCGCCGCUUUAUGAUUGGUCGCGGACCGGCGCCGAUCCUUUUCUCUUCCGGUCGCUGGAGCCGCGGUCGCAGCCAUGAAUGACACAGUGACCAUCAGAACCAGGAAGUUCAUGACCAACAGACUUCUGCAGCGCAAGCAGAUGGUGAUUGAUGUUCUUCAUCCUGGGAAGGCCACAGUCCCCAAAACAGAAAUCAGGGAAAAGCUGGCAAAAAUGUACAAGACAACCCCUGAUGUAAUUUUCGUCUUUGGCUUCAGAACUCAUUUUGGUGGUGGCAAGACAACUGGUUUUGGCAUGAUCUAUGAUUCCCUGGACUAUGCAAAGAAAAACGAACCAAAGCACAGGCUUGCCAGGCACGGCUUGUAUGAAAAGAAAAAGACUUCCAGGAAGCAGCGAAAAGAGCGUAAGAACAGAAUGAAGAAAGUCAGGGGCACAGCCAAGGCAAAUGUUGGUGCUGGCAAGAAGAAGGUAAACUGUGUGUUGUAUAGCUUGUCAUCAGCUCAGUAGCUUAGUUUUGCUCCUCACUGCUGCCAGCCUAGCUGAUUUGACAUGAAACUAUGCUUCCUAAAUUACUGUUUCCUGUGUGUCACUGUUAAACUUCGUAAAUCUAACAGUGUUGCUCUAAUCACAUAACUCAAUCUCGCAGUACACACACUAGAUAAUCUUAACACUUGUUACUCAGGCUGCCUAAACCCCUAAUGCUUACUCCACCUGUUACUGUUGGUAUGGUGUUCCUCACCAAGGUAAGUUUGUAAGGAUGUGUGGUGUAGGCAGUGAGGACAAUGUGUAAAUAAAAAUAAGGUAGAAUGCCUUGGGGUUUGAGGGGCUGAUGCCCAAGGUAGUGGAGUCUUCCUCUGGUGGUACUAGACUGAUGGAGCCCUCCUGGGCUGUGACUACAACCUGGUAUAGGCAGGUUAGAGGGAGGCAGAUUUCUCCUGUCCUGAAACAAAACCAAAGCUCAGGAAUAGGUUGGGUGGGAAGCCAGUCACUUUCCUUCACAUCUUCUGAUGGAAAUUGAAUAAGCUGUGCAGGCAAGUGGGUUUUUUUUCCAGGUGUUUUAGCAAGGGGAAAGAGGGUAAUGGGUUUUGAUGCUUAGUUCUGUAGCUGUAAA